Mangifera indica (mango) is the source of this 1891-nucleotide messenger RNA. RefSeq names its product protein DETOXIFICATION 29-like. The record is from RefSeq and is a predicted model, not a curated record. Gene Ontology annotation, molecular function: xenobiotic transmembrane transporter activity; antiporter activity. Gene Ontology annotation, cellular component: vacuolar membrane. The coding region runs from base 104 to 1642 and encodes 512 amino acids. NCBI's taxonomy places the organism in Eukaryota, Viridiplantae, Streptophyta, Magnoliopsida, Sapindales, Anacardiaceae. Gene Ontology annotation, biological process: xenobiotic detoxification by transmembrane export across the plasma membrane. The transcript is spliced from 8 exons.
CAUACAACUAUUCAAGACUACAAGAAAUUCAUGCAAGUUAACCCAGCUCAAAUUGUCCACCGCAAAAUUGAAAUCUAAAAGUCUCUCUCUCUCUCGUUCUGUGAUGGAGAAUGCUAAGCAGCCACUUCUCUCCCAAGGAGACGAUGAAGACCAAUUACAGCCUCUUCCAAAACAAACCAGCAACUCCCUUUCCUCCGCCACCUUCGCCACUGGAACUGAUGACAUCCCUCCGAUCACUGGCCUCCGUGACUUUUCCAGAGAGUUUUACCGAGAAUCUAAGAAGCUCUGGUACCUAGCCGGGCCCGCCAUCUUCACCUCAGUCUGCCAAUACUCCCUUGGUGCAAUCACUCAAGUCUUCUCCGGCCACGUCAGCACCAUCGCCCUCGCUGCCGUCUCCAUCGAGAACUCUGUUAUCGCCGGCUUCUCAUUCGGUCUCAUGCUUGGAAUGGGAAGCGCCCUGGAGACACUAUGCGGGCAAGCUUUUGGAGCUGGACAACUUGACAUGCUAGGAAUCUAUAUGCAAAGAUCUUGGGUUAUUCUCAAUGCUACAGCUUUAGUUCUUAUGUUUGUUUACAUAUUUGCUCAACAAAUUCUGAGUCUAAUAGGGCAGACGGCAGCGAUAUCCAAGGCGGCUGGGACAUUCGCCGUCUGGAUGAUUCCACAACUAUUCGCAUACGCUGUGAAUUUCCCUAUAGCGAAGUUUUUACAGUCCCAGAGCAAGAUCAUGGCCAUGGCUGUGAUUGCAGCCGCAGCCUUGAUAUUGCAUACUUUUUUUAGUUGGUUUUUAAUGUUUAAACUGGAUUGGGGCCUUGUGGGUGCCGCUGUGGUAUUAAACGCAUCAUGGUGGUUCAUUGAUGCUGCUCAACUUAUUUAUAUUAUCGGCGGGACUUGCGGCCAAGCGUGGACCGGAUUUUCAUGGAAGGCCUUUCAGAAUUUAUGGGGUUUUGUUCGGCUGUCUUUGGCAUCAGCUGUCAUGCUUUGCUUGGAGGUGUGGUACUUUAUGGCAUUAAUAUUGUUUGCUGGAUAUUUAAAAAACGCUGAAGUUUCAGUAGAUGCCUUGUCCAUUUGCAUGAACAUAUUGGGGUGGACUGUAAUGGUGGCUCUGGGAAUGAAUGCAGCAAUAAGUGUGAGGGUGUCAAAUGAACUAGGGGCAGGUCACCCAAGAACUGCAAAGUUUUCACUAGUGGUGGCUGUAAUAUCUGCAUUUUUAAUCAGCCUUGUCCUCUCACUUAUCUUGAUCGCCACACGGAACGAGUACCCAGCAUUGUUUUCAAGUGAUUCAGAAGUUAUAGCUGUUGUUAAUAAUCUCACCCCGAUGCUGGCUCUUUGUAUCGUCAUUAACAAUAUUCAACCAGUUCUCUCUGGGGUGGCCAUUGGAGCUGGAUGGCAGGCUGUUGUUGCCUAUGUAAACAUUGGUUGUUAUUAUGUAUUUGGCAUUCCUUUGGGACUCAUAUUGGGCUACAAGGUUGGGUGGGGCGUUCUGGGAAUCUGGUGUGGAAUGCUAUCGGGGACAAUCGUACAAACCUGUGUCCUUUUCGGGAUGAUUUAUAAAACAAACUGGAACAAAGAGGCUUCUAUUGCCGAAGACAGAAUAAGGAAAUGGGGAGGGGAUACAAAUUCCAAAGAAGAUGCAGAAAAAUAAACCGCGAUUUCGAAGAACAAAGGGGCACGGCUUCAUUUUUGACAAAAAUAAAUGAGAAAUCUGAUAGAUGUUUUAGAUUGAUUGUUAAAAAACAAUCCCAUUGGAAAAAUGGGAUUCUGAUUGUGAUGAUUCAUCUUUGAAUUUCAGGGGCAACAACAGUCCAAAGUAGGCAGCUCUUCCGUUCCUUUUAGGGGACGUUUGAUUUAAGUAAUGUUUUAUUAUCAAAAUAAAAAGAUUACCUUGAAGAUA